AUGCAAAGAGGGAUUCAAAGAAGCGCCACGAGUGUUGCUACUGUGUUAUAUCGCUCCUGUGAAUGCGUGUACCAAACGUUGUUUACAAGAGGAUAUUUUCAUUUACGAGGUAAGACGGGAGAGCGGCAUGGUCUGAGGAGGGGAAAAGAAUACUCGAACGGAUUCAUUUACAUUAUAAAAAACGACCAGUACUUUAGGGACAACGUUGCUGAUUUGAUUUGGGAAAAAAUGGUUCUCCUGGCCAUUGGAGAAGAAUUCAAUUUGGUGGACCUCUCAGGAAUACAACUGUGCAUAAGGGAAAACGAAAUUUUUUUCAAAAUUUGGAUGAAGAACUACUCAAACUAUAUAAAGAACAUUCUAACGAAAGCUGUAAGCGAAUUGCUGGACCUGCCACCCAACACAUCCAUAAUAACCAAGAUUCUCUCCAAUGUGUACUAUAACAGGAAGAACGCAAAUUUGAAGGAGAAGAAUGAGAAAGGGAAAAAGAUGUACAACAAGAAUAACAAGCCCCUUGAGUACCCAGGUCCAAGGAAGGACUUUUUCAAAGUUAAGAACUACGGAACCAUGUUAGCGCCCCCAAACUAUGGCAUAGGAAAUUAUAACUUUUACAAGAACAACUUAGACAUGAACCUGUACUACCUGUAUAACCAGCAUCCCAUCCCGAACCCCCCCUAUUUGUAUUACCCCAUAAAUAUGUACAACCAGCACUACAAUAAUGGGUACCCUGAUUUUAUGUAUGAUUAUAAUUUUGGGUACCCCAUGGAAGGCUUUAAUAAUAAUUCGAUAGAAAACGAAAUGCAUGUAGAAAACAAUUUUGUAAAUAAUCAGCUAAAUGGAGUAGCCAUUGGAGAGAAAAAAAAAAAAUUGGAUUAUGUAACGAAGAACAAAGAUUAUAGGAAGCAUUUUGUCUACCAAAAAAAUACAAAUGAAAAUUUUGAAGAUAUGAAAAGCAGCACGUGUAUGUAA
Plasmodium fragile is the source of this 966-nucleotide messenger RNA. RefSeq lists its product as uncharacterized. Gene Ontology annotation, molecular function: translation initiation factor activity; RNA binding. The transcript is spliced from 6 exons. Bases 1 to 966 code for a protein of 321 amino acids. The record is from RefSeq and is a predicted model, not a curated record. Gene Ontology annotation, biological process: translational initiation. NCBI's taxonomy places the organism in Eukaryota, Apicomplexa, Aconoidasida, Haemosporida, Plasmodiidae.